AUGAGUUACGCCGACCAGAGGCAGAAGCCCUUGGAAUUUGAGGAAGGAGACCAUGUUUUCCUUAAAGUUACUCCAGCCACAGGAGUAGGUAGGGUGAUUAAAGCAAAGAAGUUGAAUCCUCGGUACAUUGGUCCACUUCAGAUCCUAGAGAGGAUUGGACUGGUGGCGUAUCGAAUGGCUCUACCACCUCACCUUUCGAACCUGCACGAUGUAUUUCAUGUGUCACAGCUUCAGAAGUACACUCCUGAUGCUAGCCAUGUGGUUGAACCUGAAUUGGUUCAGUUAAGAGAAGAUUUGACGCUUCUGAUGGCUCCAGUCAGAAUCAAUGAUACUAGUAUCAAACGAUUGCGUGGAAAGGAGGGCCAAAUUAGCUUGAAGAGAAGGCUUGUUCUUGCUCUCUUGGUCCUUGAGUAA
Molecule: messenger RNA, 414 nt
Organism: Arachis duranensis
Lineage: Eukaryota; Viridiplantae; Streptophyta; Magnoliopsida; Fabales; Fabaceae
Exons: 2
Coding region: 1-414 (137 amino acids)
Source: RefSeq, a predicted model, not a curated record